Molecule: messenger RNA, 1203 nt
Organism: Oryza brachyantha (malo sina)
Lineage: Eukaryota; Viridiplantae; Streptophyta; Magnoliopsida; Poales; Poaceae
Exons: 3
Coding region: 116-751 (211 amino acids)
Molecular function (GO): protein-disulfide reductase activity
Source: RefSeq, a predicted model, not a curated record
UCACGAAGCGGUCAAGGAGGGAAAGAGAAGAAAAAGGAAACCAAGACGUCCAGAACCGUGUGUCGUCGGUGUGUGUAGAAGAACCGCCGCCGGUGGAGAAGGAGGCAGAGAGAGAAUGCUCGCCCGGACCCUCGCCGGCCGCGUCCACCCCCUCCUCGCGGCCGCGUGCCUCCGCGGCUACGCGCCCCGCGCGGUGGAGGCGGCGGCCGCCGCCGCCGACGUCGUCGUCGUCGACGACGAGGAGCCCCCGCCGCGCCCCGCGUCCUCCUCCUCCGCCGCAAUCGCGGGCACCGCGCCCACCGUCCUGCAGCCGCGCGUGCUCAUCUACGACGGCGUCUGCCACCUCUGCCACCGCGGGGUGAAAUGGGUGAUCAAGAGAGACAAGCACGCCAAGAUCAGGUUCUGCUGCGUCCAGUCCAAGGCCGCAGAGCCGUACCUGAGAUUGGUCGGCAUGGACAGGGAGGACGUGCUGCGACGCGUCCUCUUCAUCGAGGGGCCUGAGGCCUACUACGAGGGAUCAUCAGCUGCUUUGAAAGUUGCAUCAUACCUGCCUCUCCCCUACUCAGCUCUGAGCUCCUUGAUCAUCAUCCCUGCUCCACUGCGGGAUACAAUCUAUGAUUACAUUGCAAAGAAUCGCUACGAUUGGUUUGGGAAAGAUGAUGAGUGUAUCGUUACCAAGGACAAGGAGCUUCUCGAGCGCUUCAUCGACAGGGAGGAAAUGCUUGGAGGUGGUCCAGGCAACAGCUUCUAAUGAUCACAGAUUUUGCUGCCCUAGCUCCACUUCACAGAUCCAGUUGUAGGUUUAGGCACAGAGAGAGAGAGAGAGAGAGAGAGAUGUAAAUAAUCUUCAAGUUCAUGUAGGUACUCAUGGUUGGUUUUCUUGACUUUUGAUUGUUGACGCCUACAAAUUUGGUACCACUAGUAGUUUCUGCCUUUCUGGUAUGCAGCAUUAUCAUAAGAUAGUCUGCAUGCAUAACUUGGAUAGUCAAUGUCAAGAGAAAAGAGUUUUGGGGUUCUGAUUACUAUCUCAGUGUAGCAGGAUAAGAACUGCCUUUGACCUGUCAAAUUUCACCAGAGCAUUCAAGAUGAACCACAGUUUGCCUCAAUUCAUGGGUGUUUUGUGUUCAUUUGUUGAUCUACUGGGAUAUGCUUUAACACCACUUCUUUGCCUGUCUGUUGUCAUGUAUGGCAGUUUAUGGUAAU